AUGCAGAAGAAAUCCAAGCCCAGAGGAGCCUCUGACAAAGCAAAAAUGUUUGGGAUUGCGGAGGACCCCUGGGACCAAGAGAUGGAGGUGUGCGGCAGCGGCAGCACGAGCAUUACUUACAGUGAGGUGUCCUUACCAAGUCCCCCUCUCUCUUUAUCCCACAACAUGAAGCUGCCCUUCAGGCGGUAGGAACUGUUCCAGCCUGUGGCCCAGUUACAGUACCCUCAGCCUAAGGUAAGUGUCAGGGAACCCACAGAGCUGCUGACACUUACCCCCUGGUUGGCACCCAUCGUCUCCACGGAAACCUUCAACCCAGAGCUUCUGAAGAAUAUGUAUCAACCACUGUACCUGACCAGAGUCACCAUGUUUGCCGUAGGGAAGUACACCUGCUUCAUUCAGUCCUUCCCGAAGUCAGCUGAAGAGUUCUUUAUGCGUGGGUACCAAGUGCACUAUUACCUCUUUACCCAUGAUCCUGCAGCUGUUCCCAGAGUUCCCCUGGGCCGUUGGCUCCUCAGCAUCAUCCCCAUCCAGGGUCCCUCCCAGUGGGAGGAGAUUUCUAUGUGCUGAAUGGAGACCAUCAACAAACACAUUGACAAGAGGGCCCACAUGGAUUACCUCUUCUGUGUCGAUGUGGAUAUGGUCUUCCGUAACCGAUGGGGCCCUGAGACCUUGAGGGAUCUGGUGGCUGCCAUUCGCCCAGGGUAUUUUGCUGUACCUCACUAGCAACUCCCUUAUGAACGCAGGCAAGUUCCCUCUGCCUUUGUGGCAGACAGCGAGGGGGACUUCUAUUAUGGUGGGGCAGUCUUUGGGAGACGAGUGGCCAAGGUGUAUGAGUACCUCUGGGAUGACAGGAAGACUCAGCCACCAAACCUGAAGACAUCCGAUUCUCCUCAGUGGGGAGGGAUACCAACUGACUGAGGAACUAACAAACCAAGCUAAGACCCGCCCAGAGCCCUGUUGGAUCCCACCCCAAGCCAAGCCCAGUCUACCCCUUGCAUACCUCGGUAUACCAGGAGAGUCCAACCAGGAAAAUGGAUAUAGAGACGGUGUGAACUGUGAGGGGUUGUGUACCCACAGCGGUCCAGCACAUGAUUGGUUGGACAAGAGGGAGGCAUCACGAAACACAGGGCCUGUCAGGCCUCCCCACACCUACCCAAGGGAUGGAUGUGCCUUCUCUCGGCAGGCUGGGGAAUCCAGCUCUGAUCAAGGUACCUGGGGGCCACUACCUUCCCUUGUUAGUUAAAUACUGAUUUUUAGUUUCGUUUUAAUCUGCGACAGUGGGGAUCAAACCUGCGGCAGGCACAUGGAAGGGAAAUGCCCUGCCUUUGAGCCAUCCUCACCCCCACAUGUUAAAGACCUUUUCCCAAGUACAAUGCUGCACCCCAGCCACAGGCAGCUGCUCUUUACUCUGGAUUCCUGAGCUACCUCUGAAGCAGACCAGGCUUAGCUUCUCUGGUCCCCUGCAUCCCAUGGUGAG
Molecule: messenger RNA, 1477 nt
Organism: Rattus norvegicus (Norway rat)
Lineage: Eukaryota; Metazoa; Chordata; Mammalia; Rodentia; Muridae
Source: RefSeq, a predicted model, not a curated record